This is a messenger RNA of Lachnellula hyalina, 1545 nucleotides long. RefSeq names its product putative transporter. The coding region runs from base 1 to 1545 and encodes 514 amino acids. The record is from RefSeq and is a predicted model, not a curated record. Gene Ontology annotation, biological process: transmembrane transport. The transcript has 2 exons. Gene Ontology annotation, molecular function: transmembrane transporter activity. NCBI's taxonomy places the organism in Eukaryota, Fungi, Ascomycota, Leotiomycetes, Helotiales, Lachnaceae.
AUGUCUGCCACCUACCAUACGCGAGCCCCUGAGGAACGCGUAGUAUGGGACACAGCCACGCCACCCAACGAUGAAGAGACAGCGCCGCCGACGUCAAAAGAAGACGUAGAAGCAAAUGAAGACGUGGAAACCCAAGAGAGAGACUCCAACAUCGUUGGCUGGGAAGGAGACGCCGACCAGGAGAAUCCCCGGAAUUGGUCACCCGCGUAUAAGAGCUGGAUCACGGUGCAGCUGGGGUUUUUGGCGCUGGCUGCGAGUUUGGGAUCGAGUAUCAUCUCGCCGGCUGGGAAUGUUGUUGCCGAGUACAUGGGUGUGAGUUCUGAAGUUUCUGUUCUUUCUAUAUCGUUGUACAUUCUCGGCUUUGCCUUCGGUCCACUGUGCUGGGCUCCUGUGUCAGAACUCUGGGGCAGGAGGGUUUCGAUCCUGCCAGCGCUGUUCUGCCUGGGUCUGUUUUCCAUCGGUACGGCAACGAGUAAGAACGCGCAAUCCGUCUUCAUUACCCGGUUUUUCGGGGGGCUUUUCGGUUCUGCACCCGUCAGCAAUGUCUCAGCGGCGCUGGGAGAUAUCUGGCACCCCAAAGCGCGAGGGACAGCCAUUUGCUUCUAUGCCGUGGCUGUAGUGGGUGGCCCAACCCUCGGGCCAUUGAUUGGAUCUGCGCUGCUGGUCAAUCCCCAUCUGGGCUGGCGAUGGACCGAGUAUAUCGAAGCCAUUUGGGUCUUCGCCACCCUGGCAGUCUGUAUUUUCUGCCUGCCCGAAAUGUACAGCCCUGUUCUCCUGAAGAAGAAAGCACAGCGUCUGCGCAAGGAAACGGGGAACGAGGCGCUCUACCACCCGCACGAGCGCAUCAAGUUGUCCCCCAAGACUAUAUUCACGAAGCAUCUCUCGCGGCCUCUGAUACUGCUCACGACAGAACCUAUGGUGACAUGCAUUGCGAUAUACGCCUCGUUCGUAUAUGCGCUGCUCUACCUGACGCUCGAGGUCUUCCCCAUCGUCUUCGAAGAAGACCGUGGAUGGGGUGCUGUCGAUGGCUCGCUACCCUUUCUCGGGCUGUUCGUAGGCGUCAUCUGCGCCAUGGCCAUCAAUCUCGGGAACGAGGGACGGUACGGCCGCAUCUCAGACGCUGCAAACGGGAAGCCAGUUCCCGAAGCGCGACUUGCUCCCAUGGCAAUCGGUGCAUUCCUCUUCGCAAUAGGACUCUUCUGGUUCGGCUGGACGGCCGAUCCAAAAAUCCUCUGGGUGUCUCCCGUUCUCGCUACCGUCUUCAUCGGCGCAGGGUUCAACUCCAUCUUUCAACAGUGCAUCAAUUUUCUCGUCGAUACGUAUGGUCUGUAUGCCGCGAGCGCUGUGUCUGCAAAUACCUUUCUGCGCAGCGUCUUGGCAGCUGCAUUUCCCCUUGUGGCUAAACCUAUGUUCCAUAAUCUAGGUGUCGGGCCUGCAAUGUCCAUCUUGGGAGCAGUGGCAACGAUUGCUAUACCUGUACCUUUCAUAUUCAUGAAGUACGGCUUUGCGUUGAGGCAGAAGAGUAAAUUUGCACCUGUAGAAUAG